UUAAAAAGAUGGAAAAGCUCAUAAAAAUAUUAGAUUGGCCCAGUCUGGAGCCAAAGACCUGCCAUCAAUGCACUGAGAAUUAGUGGUAAAUAUAAUGAAAAUAAUAUUUACAGCCAUACUCCCAUCUAGUCUGCCUGAGUUUGAGCUGUGCUGCAACAGAAUGAUGGGAAACACUUACUAUAUUUGCAGUGAAACGCCAUCGUCACGUAUUGAAUCAAACUACGUAAUUAUAAAUUGACAAAUUAUUUUUACACUUCCUUGAACACAUUUUAAAAACCAUGCAUCAUUUUGCUUGCACUACAAACUCUUUCUCUACUUUGUGCAGGGUUGACAUAGGUUUGUUUUUGUUACGUGACAAAAGGCAAAAGUGUUAAAAAACUACAUUUAUUUGCAGGAAACUGAAUCUAAUGUGAAACUACUAAGUCAAAACAAUUGUAAAGCAGUCCAGUUAUUCAACCCAACUACAUUUUAAAUAUUUUAAUUGACAUUUGCUAUCGUCAAAUUAUCGAAAAUAAUGUUCAGCUAGAAUUUUAACACUUGAACAUCACCUUUUAAUUGAACUGUUGGCGUAUGCGCCUUUUUUUUGUUUUACCCUCAGCGCAUGCCGUACUGAGCAAACAAUCAUGGCGGUUGUCAUCUGACUGAAGUUUAUAUGGGACCAACUUUUUCAACUACUAUGCUUCUCGCACUUCUCUUGGCUUAUUUCUCGGAGUUGUAUCCGCUAAGCUCUUCUGACUUUACUGGACAUCAGAUGAAAUGAAACAUUAAGUUAGAAAUGUAAACUCGUGAGCCUGACGGCUUUGCUGCUGGUGUUUUACCUCAACAAGUCCUCCAGCUAACCUGGAGCCUGUGCUCUCGCGGGAUUUUAACAAAGUUUAAAUCGUGAAAUUUACGGGGUUUUUUACGUUAAAGUCGGGGGGAAAUUAUAUUAAAAUGCUUCGUUUUCUUCGGUACUGUUUAAGCCAUUGCCUCCAAGCAGCCAUGACCCGGCUGGAGGAGGUCAACGGGGAGGUGAGCAUGUGGUCGUCGGUCCGGUGGUUCGGGUACCUGUCCGGUCUGAACCUGCUCCUGGGCCUGAGUUUGGGUCUCUACACGCGCUGGGUCGGAACAGCGGAGUUCAUCGUUCUUGUAAUACUUAUCCUGGCGCUGCUGGUCCUCGUAGCAGCCUGCGUGCUGUACUACUUCUUCGACAUGGAGCGGCUCAGCCUGAGUCUCCUCCACCUGUGGUUCGGCUUCCUGUUGGGUCUCCUGAGCUUCCUCAACCCGCCCGGCCUGGAGGCCGACGUCAAGGAGCGCGCGGCCAACUACCUGCUGCUGUCCAGCGUGGCUCUGAGGACGUUGUGGUCGCUGCUGGAGCGGCUGCUGGGCUGCACCCGGUACCGACCCGCCUUCAUCACCUCCGCGGAGCGCCUGGAGCUGGCCGGCUUCGCGGCAGCCAGCACGGCGCUCCUCAUCGGGGAGUCCCUGAGCGUCAUGGUGCUGGUCGUGGCUCUCGGUGCGGUCAUGAUCACCCUGCGGACCAAGGCUCUCCUGGCCUUCCCCAACUUCGCCUGCUUCACGUGCGUCACCGGGAGUUUCUUCCUGGAGUGCCUGAGCAUCGACGCCAACCCGUUCGCUCUCGCCUGCUUCUUCAGCCAGCUCAUCUGCGACCCUCUGCUGGACUCCUACUUCAGCGGGCUUUCCGUCAUCGAGCGCUGGCGGCCCAUCCUGGUGUCCAGCGGCCUGAAGCGCCGCCUGACCCUCCUGCCUCUGCUGGCGAUCGAGGUGGCCUUCGUCGCCGUAGCGGCUCAGAAGUUCAGGGACUCGGACCAGUGGUACCUGGUGAUCCCGGGCUUUGUGGUGUGCGUGUUCUUCUGGGCCAUCUGCCACAUGGUGUUGGUGAUCACUGUGUGGGGCUUUCACAACAAGCUCAGCGACUGCCAGAGACUGUGUUGGACGCAGGGCCCAGAGGACGCUAGCCUGGAGAAGAUCAUGGCCUCGAAGGGCAUGAGGCACUUCUGCCUCAUUUCCGCACACCUGGUGUUCUUCGCUCUGGUGUCCACUGUUGCUGUGGCUGUUUUUAGCUGGCAGGAGUCCAGCGGUAUCUUCAUGAGUACGUUUCUGCUCAUCCUGCCCCUGGAGUGUCUGCUCCACGGACUCUUCUACGAGCUCGGGAACAGUCUGGGUGGGACCUGCGUGGGCUAUGCUGUGGUCAUCCCCACCAACUUCUGCAGUCCUGACGGCCAGCCCCUGCUGCUGCCGCCAGACCAGGUGCAGGAGCUGAACAAGCGCUCCACCGGCAUGCUGAGCAGCGUGCAGCGUUUCUUCGCCUGCCACCUGAUCGAAAACUACGGUUGCGACUACUCCACGAGCGGCAUCACCCUCGAGACCCUGCAGGCGAAGAUCAAGUCUUUCUUGGAGCUCCGCACAACAGACGGGCCUCGCCACGACACAUACGUGUUCUUCUACAGCGGCCACACGCACCGCAGCGGAGAGUGGGCCCUGGCAGGUGGAGACGUCCUCCGCCUGGAUCAGCUCUUGGAGUGGUGGAGGGAGAAGAACGGAGGGUUCUGCUCCCGCCUCAUCGUCGUGCUGGACUGCGACCACUCGCUGCCCUGGGUGAAAGAAGUCCGGCGCGUGGAGGGGCUGCACGUGGCCGUGCAGGGCGCGUCGCUCAAAUGGGCCGGCGACGCGGAGCGGCGGGAGGCCCCGCAGCUCGGGGACUUCACCACUCAGUGGGUGGAUUACAACUGCAACCCCAACAGCGGGGUCCGCUGGUCCGAAAGGGGCCGGACCGUCUCGGCCGCCUACGGCGUCUCCAGGCACUGGAGCGACUACACACUGCACCUGCCAACAGGAAGCGACGUCACCAACCACUGGAGCAUGUACUUCCCCCAGGUGACCUACCCGGUGGUGCAGCUGGCGGUGUGGUGCAGCGGCCUCAACUUGCUGGGGGUCUGCAGCUUCUGCCUGCGGUACCUGAGGAGAAUCAAGCUGAACUGGUUCCCACCAGCUGUACUGGACACCCAGCAGGGCUUCAAACUGGUCACAUCAUAGGGACCAAUCAGAAGCUGCUGUUAUUUAUCUCACUAAUGUGGCAGCUACUAGUUACCAAACCAGCACCCUGUUAGUUACUGAGAAAUGAAUGUUAGCCAUUAGGAUUUUUUUUAUUCUUUUAAAUGUCAGAUUUUUAUAUAUAUAUAUAUAUAUAUUUUUUUUGGAACAAAAGGUCGGUCAGUGAGAUUGAACUCGAUGCUCCCAGAUGAGGCUGAGCUCACCGUUUUGCACAUUUUCUCCUGUUAAAUCCGCCUUGGAUUGUUUUGCUUCACAUGUUGCCUUUUACCCAAAAAAUGCAAGACCUGCUCUGCUAUUUUUUAAUCUUGUACCAAAGUGACUCGGAUACGUGCGUUUUUAACCGAAUGCUACGCUCAAAGAAAUGACUCUUAUUCUUUCUGAUGUUUUUUUUUUCCAUACCUAUAGCUUCUGAAAUGCUCAGGUUGCUGCUUUGUGUCGCUAAGAAUGUUUUCUACUAUUUUUAAGAGGAAUUUUCUAAACCCACUCCAGCUUCUUCAGGUAGCACUAUAAGGAGAGAUGCAGUACUUCUAAUAAACCAAAGGAAGAUGUAAUAUUCUUUCUGGAUAAUUAGUUUAUUAGGCUAUGCAAGUUUUUUUUAAUUUUUUUUUUAGAAUCAGCUAAAUGUUUGAAAGUGAUUAAUGGUGAAAGAUCGAUUACACUAUGCAAUAAAAUAAGUGGAAUUUAACUGCUUUAAAAUGAUUCUUUCUUGCAAAAGAAGUCCCAUCCUUUAACGUUUUUCAGAUUUGAAUUACGUUUCAACUGUAAACGUCAAUGGAUUUUAUUUAAUAGAGCAUAUCAGCUGUUAAAAUGCUAAAAGAAGUGUUAAAUGUUAAAGUGGUGGAAGGAUGUUAAUCCUAAUCAUUUUAUUAUACAGUACCGAUUAAAAACUAAAGCAGAUAUAUAAAUAAAGUAAAAAUGAAUUGGGCCGAGCACCAAACCUUGUGGUACUCCAUAAGUAAUUGAUGUGCUGAUGUCACACACACAUGUGGCUACUGAUGUAACUGUGUGCUAAACAAUGCAAUGUCGCUCAUUGCCUUGAACACCCAAUUUCCAAGAUAAAACCUGGUGGCACCAUGGUGCUGUGGGACAUGUGCAUGCCACACCUUUCAGAUCUUUGCAAAAAUUAAAACAUUUUUUUACCUUUAA
Messenger RNA from Xiphophorus hellerii (green swordtail), 4200 nucleotides. RefSeq names its product transmembrane protein 168b (gene tmem168b). Bases 934 to 3036 code for a protein of 700 amino acids. The record is from RefSeq and is a predicted model, not a curated record. The transcript is spliced from 4 exons. Lineage: Eukaryota; Metazoa; Chordata; Actinopteri; Cyprinodontiformes; Poeciliidae.